AUGGCACUGCGCAGUGAUGAUGAAGUUUUUCAGGCUUCCGACAGCGAGGCCGCUCCGGCACCAGAGCUCAGUUGCCGCUCGCCUCUGCCACGGAGCACAGCUCUCGCGGAACGGGAACACCACUACCAGCUCAAGCGGCAAUCCUUCGUCGAGGAGCUCCUCAAAGGACUUUGCUGGAAGCAGCUGGAGCGGGAGCUCAAGGAGAGAUUUCCGAUUAAGCAGGCCUCGGCUCAGCUUCGCGAGUACCGCAAGGGCCAUGGCAGGGAUCCAUCGAGAACCUUGCUGUACAAUGUUUCGGAGUAUUUAUCUCCGGAGCGACGCGGAGACUUGGAGCAUAUGUCUGCGGCGCUUAGAUGCAUGCUGGAGGAAGACAUGCUGGCCAAUGACUUGGAAUGGCUGGAGCGCUUGCCUGAGGGGCCCAUGCCGGAUCGCCUGGUGGCCAUGCAGUUCUUCCAACGAGCGAUCUAUGCCUCGUUGUUGGAGCAGGCAGGGGCGGCUGAUGCGGCGAUGGUGGCUCAUUUGUCGGUGGAGUUGGCGUCCAACACCUUCUACAAUCCGGCGAUGCGGCUGCUCUGGCCGCUUCUUUCAAGCAAGCAGCAGCUGGAAGUGCAGCAGUGGUUCUUCCGUUUCAGUGCGCACAUGGACGAGCAGCCUCGACCUGAGCCGGCCUCGUCCUCUACGGGGCCCAGCCACGACCCCGUCGGCGAAAGCGACAUCGGCCAGGCCCUGCUCCUCUUCCUGCUGUUCCCGCUGAACCAGGCCACCCUGGUCCCAAGUCCAGGGAUACCUUCCGUGGUUUGCGCACAGCCUGGGAACCCCCUGGAGCUUCAAAUUCUGCGCUCCAUCGCGAAACGAGCUUUCAUACGUGCACAGAAUAGAGCCAUGAACCUAGGAUACACCAAGUAUAAAGGAAGCCUCUCGAGCGAGCGGAAUCUGGAGCUCAACACGUGGCUUCAGACGUCUGCAGGACGCCUCUUGCAUGUUAGGAUUGAGGCUGAUCCCAGCAUUGACUUGGUUGUCGGCUAUCAGUAUGCCUGGUCUGUAUGCGUCACUUGCCGCUGCUUGGUAGUAUACCUCCGCCUCGUAGGCCUCCUUGCCGAUGCCCAGCCGGCGCUCCCUGCGAGAGAACUACUCACGCAAUCCUGGAAGGCGGCCACUGCCACACUGCCACGCGGGCUGCCGAUUGCACCACGUCAGGCCGAUGACCAGCCGGUUCUUCGCUUAUGGCGCCUGCGCGCCACCAUCCGCGAACUUACGCCCCUGGCACGCACCUCGCUCCGCUGCUUGUUCCGCCUCUGGCAUUGCAAGUCGGCACUGCAGGCACAUCAGCGAGAACUGAAGCGCAUUUGCAGGUCCAACAAGAAGAUUCGGUUUGCCAGGAUGCUACAGGAAGCCUCGGACUCGGCCCCCGGACUGCAGAGGGUCUAUCAAAUCCUACGAACCUUUGCACCCAAAACGCCCAAGCGCAGGCUUCAGCUUCGGGCGGCCAAUGGGAUGCCACUCUGCAUUGCGGACACUGUGGCAGCCAUUCGCAGUUUCUACGAUGAUCUCUAUCAUCAGCCACUCGCGAGCAUGCCUCAUCUGAACCCGCCUGACCAACCCCUGCAGAUUGAGCUAGGGGAAUUCCAGGCCUCCUUGGCCACCCUGCCGCCUGGCAAGGCACUGCCUCCUCAUGAGGCCCCUUCCCUCCUCUGGAGACUUGCCUCCGACACUUUGUCAGGGCGUCUUCUCCCUGCCGUCAACCACUGGUUGGCGCACAUGCAUCUCCCCCCACCUUCUGAGUGGCACAUAGCCGACAUAUGCUUGCUGCCCAAACCUCACAAGCCCGUGGCGGGCCCAGAAACAUUAAGACCCAUUUCAUUGCUGCACCCGGUAGCCAAAGCUCUUGCCACCAUCAUCAAUGGUCGCAUCAAGCCUCACCUCCUGCAGCUGGUAGAUGGCCUUCCCCAGUUUUCAUAUUUAGAAGGACGUUCGGUGCAGGAUGCCCUCGACCGGGCCAUGGCUCAUUGCACCCGAGUGCGUUCCAUUCUGAAUGCGCGGCGGCAGAAUGUUCAUCUUAAAAAGCAGGGCCACGCUCCAUCUCCUUGCCGAGGAGGGCUCACCUUAUCGCUAGACCUCCAGCAGGCAUUUGACCUCAUGCCUCGUGACCGGCUCCUAGAAGCCAUGCAACUUGCAGGUAUAGACUACAGUCUACAAUAUGCCAUCAUGCAGUUGCACUUUCAUGCGCAGAUGCGAAUCACGCACGGUGGUCAGUCUGCUGCCAUCGACACAGCUAAUGGUGUAAGACAAGGGUGUGGCUUAGCUCCUUCAUUGUGGUGUUUGUUAACGUGUCUGAUUCUUCAACAUGUAAGCACGCAAGUUGCGCUCUCCGACACUACUGCAUACGCAGACGACUUUUUGUUUCAGUGGAUAGUGAACACGCCCGCGCAGUUCGAUCAAGCUUGCGAGCACAUUUCCUUCAUACUUCGCACCUUUGCACAUUUUGGUAUGAAGGUCAGCCACACCAAAACUGUGGUGCUCAUGGCCCUGAAAGGCCCUCUGGCUGGAUCCACUGCGCGGGCGCACGAGCGCAUGCGCAACUCGUGGGCAGCCUUCAACCGACUGUUGCCAACGCUGAGGCCCAGCAUGGAGGCCCCGAAUCAGCCGAUCCCCACGGAGGCGGACCUCAUCUCGGCCGAGGCUCAGAUGAAGCUGACGCAGAACAUGAUGGCGACAGCCACGGACCCCUCGCAGCUGGGGACAGCAAUUCCCAGCGGACCACCGGGCCCUCUCGGGGAGUUUGUGCAGGCCUCGCAGAACAGCACGGAGGCCCCCUCGCGCGGUACUUCCUCACAGGGCAGCCAGGGCCCAGCGGAAAUGGACACCUCCUCCAGGGACAAGAGGGCAGCUGCGGAGGGAGACAGGGAGGAGCCGACAGCAACUGGCAGGCCUCGUCUGGCGCUGGAGACCGAGGACGACCAGCCGGAUCACUCGGGCAAAGGGUACAAAUGGCCCCGCCUGGACUCCAAGGACAACACAAGGGAAUCCAGAGAUGGUUUCGAAUGGCAGCGCGACCACCGCGAUCACCGCAGCCGACCUCGCCAAGCACGCCAGCCCAGCUAUUGGGGAGGUGCCCGGAGAUCGGAACGCUCCGACCGCACCGACAGGAACGAGCGCUCCCGCGACACGGAGCAGGCACUGCUCAAUCUCUGCUCGGCGCUGACCAAUCUGAGCCUGAGGCACGAGGAUCAGAUGUCUAUCAACCGCUCCCAGUCGAACUACAUUAUGUUCCUGCAGACCAAGGGGAUGCUCACUGUGGUGCCGGAGAUGGUCAAGGGUAUCCAAAUAUGGAAGGAGGCCAGAGAGCAGCAGCCGGGAACCAUCACACUCCCUCUCCGGACUUUCCUGAUGGGGAACUGGCUGAAGCUGCUGCGCACCCGCUUCGAAGCCUGCCUGGCCACGGAGGAAGCCCGCAAACAGGCUCUGGAGAUGCUGGUUCUAGACCCCUCUGGAGCGGUCCCCUACCUGGAGUGGGAUGCACAGGCCAAGGCCAUGAAGAUCAAGAAGGACCGGGAGCCCAUGACUCCCGACCAGAUCCUGGAGCUCGUUCGCCAGAUGGAGGCCAUGAUAUUGGCCCCGCAUGGAAUUAUGCGGUUCCACGCGGCGAGGCAGCUCGACUGGAAUGUUUCGGGGGAGGUCGUCCCUAUGAUGCUGGAGCUGGGAAUCCGGACACAGGAAGCCCACAAGCUAUGGGAGAGCUUCGGACGAUUGAGUCGCAGCGGGGCGACCAGGGUGGUGUCCACCUCCUUGAGGGGAGACAAGAUGGGGCGGUCGGCCCUUGCCAACACGGUGCAGAGGCUCUCCGAAGAGCUGUCCGGAUGCUCAGGUUACGCAAUCUUAACAAUCAUUGCUACAGCCAUGCAGCGAUAA
Messenger RNA from Symbiodinium necroappetens, 3909 nucleotides. Lineage: Eukaryota; Dinophyceae; Suessiales; Symbiodiniaceae. The record is from the annotation of a GenBank genome assembly.